Messenger RNA from Porites evermanni, 14314 nucleotides. The record is from the annotation of a GenBank genome assembly. Lineage: Eukaryota; Metazoa; Cnidaria; Anthozoa; Scleractinia; Poritidae.
GAGACAACAUUAAAAGAGGGGAGAUGUUUACUAGAUAUGGAAGAUGUAAAGGUAAAUUGACUGAUCGUAGUUUUCAAGAAAGUCAAUAAGUGAGGCCCUAUGCUUGAAAAAACGUUUUACCUUCAGAUUGGCAAGAAUUCCGAUGACUUUAAAUGCGGCACAUUUGUCAACAAAAAAUCUUGAGAGGGUCUGCAUUUUAUUGAGCUAUUUUGAAAAAAUAGCUCAUAUGUCAGUGGUGUGAGCGUAUGUAUCUUCGUGGCUUUGUAUCUUUGUGGCUUUGUAUGUUAGGAUGUUUGUUGCAAGAGCCAAUAAAGUUGAAGGUACUAUGAGUUGAUGCUUAGGAACCAAUGAGAUCUUGGCAUCUAUUUAAACAUGGCAUUGGUAAAGGUCGAACAAGGGCACUUUGAGACCGCCAUCUUGAUCCUUCACAAUUUUUUCGUCUUUUAUUACGGGUACAGGUGUUUGGAAGCAUUACAUAAAAUAUCUUCAUGAUUCAAACGCUGUGAACAGUGAUGCAGCUGUUUAAGGGUUCAUAUUUAAGUGUGGAUGCUGCUUCGAGGCAUUUCUGACCUAAUUCGGCUAUCGGUACAACGCACGUCAGUAUGAGUUCUGUUUCACCUGCUACAACUGGGUAGAGUAUAAAAGAUCAUAUAUUUUCAAAUCUCUUCCAAUGAAGCAAUAAUUGAUAUUUAGAUAUAGACUUUAAUUCGAAAGUAUGCGCCCUAUAAAAUGUGGUUUUAGAAGUUUAAAAGGCAGCUUAUUUUUUUGAAAGCUGUAUCGAGUAUUGUUAAUCCUGUAAACAAGCUUUAAAAAUAUUAUUCUCUCGCUUACAAAGUUCAACCGACCUUUUUCGUUCUAUUUAGUAAAGAUGCGUAACUUAAGUAGAAACAGUAGCGUUAGGGAAUAAAAUUGGAAGAAGCUAGUUGACACAAUAAUUAGAUACUGUUAUAUUGAGUGGAGUAACAUGAUAUAAGUAGAAAUAUAUUUCGGCAGUUUGAUAAUUUUCUUGGAAGUUAAUAAAUGUUAGGCUAUCAACCUUGACGUUGCAUGAAACAUAAUUUAAUUGCAGAUGUUGUAAUAAAGCCGAGGUGAUUUCUUAAAAUCGUUUGAGAAAAUUUUGUAGUAAAACAAUUUGCCUCUUUUUUACGUACGAAUUGUGAAAGGGCCAAAGACCAACAUCUUCACAUGCAAAUUGUGUGCAUGAGUUAUUUUUAUAAUUCUGUUUACUAGAUUACUGUGUGAUAACUCGAAUUCCCUCACGUACGAACCACGAAAGGGGGCAAAGUCCAACACUUUCACGUGCCAGCUGUGUGACUGUACAUCUCAUGCAGAUUGGCUUUUCACAAUAAUAAUAGUAACUUGGACGUAUGAAGACCUGUUUCGUUUAGUAACCAAUGCCUUAAAAAAGGCUCUUGUCUUUUAAGAAGCAAUAGCUUUUAAAACAUGACGAAAUAAGUUGUCGGAGUUAAAGACUGUUUCACAAAUGUUAAUAAAUGUUAGGUUAUCAACCUUGACGUUGCAUGAAACAUAAUUUAAUUGCAGAUGUUAUAAUGAAGCCGAGGUGAUUUCUUAAAAUCGUUUGAGAAAAUUUUGUAGUAAAGAAUUUGCCUUUUUUUAACGUACGAAUUGUAAAAGGGCGAAAGACCAACAUCUUCACGUGCAAAUUGUGUGCGUGAGUUAUUUUUAUAAUUCUGUUUACUAGUUUACUGUGUGAUAACUCGAAUUCCCUCACGUACGAACGACGAAAGGGGGCAAAGUCCAACACUUUCACGUGCCAGCUGUGUGACUGUACAUCUCAUGCAGAUUGGCUUUUCACAAUGAUAAAUAGUAACUUGGACGUAUGAAGACCUGUUUGGUUUUGUAACCAAUGCCUUAAAAAAGGCUCUUGUCUUUUGAGAAGCAAUAGCUUUUAAAACAUGAAGAAAUAAGUUGUCGGAGUUAAAGACUGUUUCACUGAGUAGAAUCGCACGUGAAAACCGCGUGAAUUAUGAUGAUGCAACCAUCUACCACCAUGAUAAAAAUCCUGGUAUUUCGUAACUAUUCAGUAUUCGGUGAGUCACAUUUUGGCUUAAGAAACUCCGAGGAAACCUUAGAGUUUUCCUUCUUAUCAACGUUUGGUAACUAGAAAUUUAUUUCACUUUUUUUGUUGAACUUGCACCAGAUGUAACAGGGAAAGACAGAGGAAAGUGAAUAUAUAGCUUUAGGAUCGAGUCAGCUGAGCGUUUCGCGUUUUCAUUUAUGUACGGCAAUACGCAAUUUCGCACAAAAACCCAUCUACAUUUAGAUGAAAGACGUAGAUUCAUCACUCUUGGUAAGGUUACACCGAAGCAUUAAAGUUGCACUUACGCAUUCAAAAAUAGCUCAUGCACGUUUAACGUGCCUAUGUUUUUGUUGUGCUAGCAGUGUUAGGAGAAAAAUACCACGGAGCCCUAGGUUUUACUUCCACUCUUGAAGGAACUGCUUGAAUUCCUCACAAAUUAACAAAAUAACCGUCCAUAUGGGUAGUUGGUGAUUAAAAGAUUAUUUUAACUGUCAAGGAUUAUUUCAUACAAAAAUAAAAAUGAAAAAAAAAACCUUCUAUCGCAGAAGCACUCCAUAUAGCCUUCAUCUAGACGGAGACCAUUGUAGACAGUCGAGCCCUCGAUCAGUGCGGUCAGUGAUGACGUCAACGAUUACGAAUCACUGACGCCGAACCACUUCCUCAUCGGACGGCCAUCACCCUACAUGCAGCCCACCCCGUCAAUUUAAAAAGCGCGAAGUUAAUAGCCACAAGGAAUGGAGAAUAGCCCAGGCACUCGCGGACGCAAGGAGAGCCUACCUUAAACCCGUCAAUCCCUUCCUAAUGGUAUAAAGAACAGCUAAACUUAAAGGAAGAUGACUUUAUCGGGUCACAGGAGUCUCAAAUUGGUCCCUUGGUAGAGUUCUGAAGACAUUUUCAGGAGAUGAUGGGAGAGUGCGAAUGAAGUGAAAGACACCCAACGAACUUUGAUGCAGCCUACCGCAAAGUUGUGCUUGGUGGAAAAAUCUGCUUCAUAGAAUGGACAAUGCCGAACAAUGUUUUACUAAGAACGUUUGUAGUGUAGCAAACUUUUUACUUUAUUGCUUGUAACUUAGCUUGUCGUUCAUCUUAUGGUCUUUCUGGGGAGGGAGAGAAGAUCAAGUGGAGCAGCCGCUCGCGAUGUUAUUCGUGGUAAAUUGUAAAAUUUCCGUGAUUAUCCGCGAGAAUAACUCGGGAAAACGAGGUCAGUAAGAAUUAAAAAGUUGUUGUUGCCUUACAAUAGUCUCGACAACGAACUUGUUAAUUGAACUAACCACAGGGGCAGUAAUAACUGGCAAAAGUACAAACAAUGGACUAGGUCAUUUGCCUAGGCACAUCCUCUUUAAGAACAUCACACUCGAAAAGUGCGAAUUUACUCUCUUUAUUUGAUUUUUGUUUCAGAUUGUAGAAAAACAACUUGGUAACCUCGUUAUGGAUAUCGGGAACGAAAAUGAUCCUGUAUUUAGGCUCGAACAAAUAUUGGAAAAAAAAGUGGAGGUCGUGCUUCUAUGCUGUUCCAUCGGGGCAAUAACUAUUUACUUUAUCGUGCUACUUGUCCUAAGGUUAGUUGUUGUGUUGCUUUUAAGGAAAAACCAGUGCCUUGUCAUAUCGAAAAACUCGUCCUUAGGUUUAUGGAAAACCGUUGACUUGAUCUAAAAUGUUAAUGAUUUGUUUCAGAGUGGAAAUCACAGAAAAGAUUUUUGUGCACGUAAAUAUGCUACUUUCGCUGGGCAUUGCACACCUGGUGUACGUAUUGGAUUUUACAGUGUUUACCAACAGAGUAGAACAUCCAGUAAGUAGUUUAUUUAUCAUCUUGAAACCCAUACUAGGCCUUUUUCUAUGGUCAUCGACAGGUGGGAGGCCAGGGCGAGUAACAUUCUUUGAAAACUGCAUAAUUGAUUAGAUUACAAAGCCAGAAUCCUUUUUUGUCAUUCAAUAUUAAAAAAUUCUUACCUUAAAAACAGCUAAAAUUCGAAAAAACAAACGAACAACAAAAAAACCAUUCUUACAUCGAUUGAUGUUUAGUUCUCUUCAUUUGCCUGAUCCUCCUCAAAUUCAGGAUAUAAAGGGAUUUUUAGCCUUCAAAUAGCAGUUGCCGUACGUCUAGUUCUUUUUUUGCUGUUUUUGCUAUGUUUUAGGCAGUAGUCUGGCUACUGUUUCGACAUUCUCUGCAUGUAGACUGGGCAAAAAUAACUGUGUCAUCGUUUUAAUAUUUGAUAUGUCAGCUGCAUUCGACACAGUCGAAAAUCACAUAGUGUUACAAGACUCAGUCGCCGUUUUGGAAUCAAAGGAAAGGCACUGGCUUGUAUGUGGUUCUUGGUCCGGUCGGUUUUACUUUGUGAUGUAAUUUUCGGGAAGAAAAUCAGGUUUCAAUGCAAACGAAACUUUCCGAGACAGUGUUUAUUGAUCUGUUUGCCUUCUUAAGCUCGAUUGGAGGUUUUCCUGAUGACUAGCGAAGGAGGUAAAAUCAAAUUAAGGCAAACGUAGGUGAAUUUUGUUCUGUUAUUUGUGUUUUUUUUAAUGGCCCCUUAAAUUGGAUAUAUAUUGAAUUCAGGCAUAUACGAUUAAGUGCGUUUAAGAAAGCCGUUAAUUUUUGGUUACAUUAUUGCGUACAAGAAAUGUUCCUUCCACUUGCAAAAAAAAUGCGGUAGAAAGUUUGAAUUUUGAAACCAAAAUUGUAGAUAAUAUUCUAAAGCAAAUUUUGCGUACUAGGUCUUUGUUCCGGCCGCCGGACGAUAGCAUAAACCAGCAAAAUAAUGAUUGAAAAUGGAGGGCCUCAGGAAGUAUAGUUUUGUUUUCGUUUAGUUAUUAGGGAAUUAAGAUUCAUGAGUCAAAGUGAGGAUCUUUCAACUUUGAGUCACAUUUUAAAUAAAACACUCUCAUUAAUUGGAGUAAAUGAUCAAAAUCGCGUACAGCGUAUAUUCGAUCCGUCUGCUUGGUUCCAGUUACUAUACACUGUUUUUCCGAGUGAUGUCCUCAAAAGUUAUGAUUUGUCGUAUACUUUUAACGCCGAUGACAGCCAGAUAUACAUGCCCUUUCACCGUCACUGGUGAACCUGGGUACUCCAAAUCUAAACGUGUAUCCUUGACACCAGUAGUUGGAUGAGAGCCAAUAGGACCAAAUUCAAUAACGAAAAAACUGAGCUUUUGGUGCUGAACGCCUUUCAUUGCCCCCUUAGGCAGCUAAGUUCCGUUUACGCAAUCAGUGAAUAAAUUGUAGCCACUAACUCGGCUAAAAUCAUCGGCCUUUGGUUUGAGAUCAAUCUACAAGCAUGUGAAAUUUCUUUGCAAGACACCUUUCUGCCAAUUACGUAACUUGGCACUAUUAAAAGGUUCCAAAAGCACUGUGAAAUUCUCUUACAUGCCUUUGUUACAGUGUACUUCCGCUAAUCAAUCAAUCAAUCUUUUUUUGUACUCUCACUUUCUCAAAAAUGAAUCACAACAAUGAAAAUAUUAAAAGUAACUCUCUCUUAUCUGGUCUAUCUGGUCUCCUCAGCAUCUGUUACAAAACAUAUUUAAAAUACUGCGGCCAGUUCCCUCACGCACCCAAACAAAUACGACCACGUUCCCCACAUUUCUUUCUUUUUCAGCAGAAAUCGAAAACGUCUUCCAAAUUUGGUCCACCCUAGCUGGUUACAAAGAAUUAGUCGGGGUAUUUGAGCCAGUCAAAAACGAGAAAUAUUUGGGAUGAGAUGGUAACAAGUAAGGUUUAAAUUUCUAAAAUUCGGAUAUGUACACACUUUUUUAUUGUCUUUUAGGUUCUCUGUUCGACUGUUGUGGUAACUCUUCAUUUUCUGGAAACAGCUCUGUUAACCUGGAUGUUUGUGGAAGGGAUAAACCUCUACAACAAGUUGGUCAAGGUUUUUUCGAUGCGAAAGCAAUACUUAGCUUUCGCGGCAAUAGGAUGGGGUGCGUUACUUUUCUUGAUACUUCUAUUCCAGUCAUUUUGUGGUUGGACCCGGAACUAUAAAUGUAACAGAAGCGUUCUCUUCGCCAAUCACUUAGGAUUAGACUAUAAAUAAACAUACUAAAAGUCCCAAGAGAUCCGAGCAAGGGAACAUUGCAUAACGAACAUUUUCUUCCUCCCUCUGUAGCUUCAACAGGAUUUAGGCUACGACAGUAAAAAUCAAAGGGUCAAUAGCAGACACAGAAGUCUGUAAAUUCAAAAUGGAUUAUGUGAUAAAUAACGUCAUAUAAUUUGGUAAUCACAGUAUUUUCGGACCGCCGUCAUCUUGGAUCCGCCAUAUUAAAUCCGCCAUCUUGAGUCAUUGCAUGGGGGGAGAGGAGGGGGGGAAAGGAAGCUCUAUUGUUUUCGAUGUAAGUUCCUUGACCCACUCCGCUCGCCAGUAUUACGUCACAUAGUAACGGGCAAAAGCCUCGGGUCGCUUGUGCAAAUUAGCAAGGGAUACGACAGUUAUUUGGACGAGCGAGGUCGAGGGAAAGCAAAGAAGCUAGCAAAUAUCGCUAUAUAUCGCUUAUUUGAUCGAAUGUGUGCGAGCUUUGGUGCUGCUUUAAUCUGCUUGUGUAAACCGUUUUGAUAUUUUGUGUCCGUGAUUGUAUAAUUUUGUUAAUUUGUUUUGCGGGCCGUGUUGCGGGAUCGCCAUCUAUUUCACGGGACCGGCAAGGUCAUCAAAACGUAAAUCUUUUUUUUUCUCUAAACUAGGUAAGGUCUAGUCUCCAGAAUAGGAGGUUCCAUUCACAGAUCACGCAUGUUUGUAUUUCAUCUAUUCUUUUGCUUAUUAAAUGGGCCUAACUUCAUAUCAUUCCUUUCGAGUGUGGGCCCCUGUUGAUCUCCUCAUUCUCCGCCAAAUUCAGUAAAGCUAGUUCGAUCGAUUAUCUACAUCGAGUCGGCCCUUUGAACCCGAAAUAAUGCAAAAUAGCUUUGGUCUCUUUUUUUAACACUGUUUUUCCUUUUGGCCUUUCUUCUUUAUUCAUUUUAUUUAUUUAUUUAUUUAUUUCGCACACACAAACAAUUACAACACAUUACAUUUACAAUUCAUUACAGGUAACUGUUAUCGUUUACAAAAACGAAAUAAAAAAAGAAAAAGAAAGGCAAAGUCUACAAAAAUACUAUAGUUUUUUUAUAUAUUAACAAUUAAGCGAAGGCUGCCUGCCUUAUGGUCCUCCAUCACCCAUCUACCUGUUUGUCACUUGCACUUUAAUUAACUGCAUUGGUCAAAUUAUAUUCUGAGGGGUAUUGUUUGAAAGUAGCCCAUUUCUUCCUAAAAGAGGCUAAGUUAUUAUUAUCAAACGCAAUCUGUUUCUCAAUUUCCAUGGAGCGUAUGAUUAACUGAGUGUUAAUCAUACGCUCCAUGGACUUGAAUAUACAACAUCCGACAAACACAACAUGCGACAAACACAAACAUCCUAACUACUGCAAUGGGCCCCAAUAUUAGGAAGAGAUCAAAACGGAUAAUGGGCCCCCGUUUAAUGGAUCGAAGUUUGCGAACUUUGCUCGGGAACAAGGAUUCAGACACCGAAAGGUUACCCCUGGGUGGGCUGAAGCUAAUGGUGACGUGGAGCGUUUCACGCAAAACCCUCACGAAGAGUGCGAGAAUUUCUAAACUUGAAGGAAAAGCUAUUCGGGAGGGAGUGCAAAGAACGGUUGGCAACUAUUGCGCCACGCCCCACCCAGCAAGAAAGGAAAGCCCUGACAUGCUCAUGUUCGGUAGAGAGCUACGGAGGAAGCUACCGGAAAGGAUCGUACCUGCAGGAGAAAUUCCAUACGGCCCAAUCAGACAAAGACCCAAUCAGAGACGUGGCUAAAAAGAAGCAGAUGAAAGAGUACGCGGACUAGAGACGUAACGCCCGGGAAAGCCUUAUAGUGGUUGGAGACCAAGUCCUUUUGAAGCAGAGUAAAGAAGAUGUUCUGACCCCCAGCAUUUGAUCCCCGACCCUUGUCAGCAAUAGGCGUGAAAGGAAGUAUGAUCACCGUGAAAAGGGGUAGGAAGAUUAAAUCGCGGAAAUCCACCCAUUGUAAGUCGCUGAAGCACGAGAGGGAAGAUGAGUACGUCGCUAUGGAAUUGGACCAAGAAGGUCUGGAUGCAUCCCGCGCGGAAGAAACUGAAACCAAGGAAGAUUUGCGUUUGCAACCCGACAACCUCGGCGUAUCCAGUGAAAUGACAAUUGGCGGUCCACGUAACGAGCCUGAUGGUCCACCGACAUCCUUAGGAGGGACGGAAACGGCGCGACAUCAACAGCAGCCUGACAAUACUGCAGUAUGCGGGCCAAGAAGAUCAGCGCGAACAAGAACGUGUACUUGGAACACUAUUUACAGCGACUUUGAGCCACACUAGAAAAAAAGGGAGAGAUGUAGUGUCGGGUCUCAAGAGACUUAAUGUAGGAUAAUUAUAUGCGAAAUGAGCGUUAACACUCUAACAAAAGAGGACUUGAUUUGCAUAUAGGACAGUGGUGAACAGACUAGUAGGAGGAGCAUUAACGGAACUAAAGGCGUAUGAUGUAACCGUUUAUUGAGCCCCAUUCGCGACUUUACAAGUAUUUUCCCAGGUAGAUAACCUAUUAGAGCAUAAAAACAUUGCCCUAAGUUGAACGUUUUUAGCGAUUAUGUAUUACAAAAACGCCUUCAACGUAAGCGUUAAAGAAAGACUUUACGUCUCGUUUCCAUGGAGUAAUAAACAAGGGUCUUGGAAAGGUCUCAAAUGCUCUCAAGUUAUCUCGUUUUUAAGCAACUCCCCUUGCUAGGACUCUGUGGGACUUUUGAUAUGUUAUUAAGGACAGUUUGACGAGUCUAAGACAGUUGGAGUAUCCUCUGUUGCAAUUAGUUUCAGGUUAACCUACUAUUUUCUACAAAAUGAAUGGAGUAUUCAUGCGCUGAGAUUUUUCUCAGAACAUUUUAAUCAAUACAAAAACUUGUUUUAUUAUUAUUAUUAUUAUUAUUUUCAUUUUGCCUCAUUUAAAUUAAAUAUAUAUACACACAAUUCAGAAAGAUGAUUCAAGGGAGCCCAUGCAAGCCAAUAAAACUUAAGAAAAGGACCUCCUUUAAACAAAAAAAUAUGACUUACAGUGCGAGCACACGAACCGAGGCCACCCAGAUAAAAGUUUGAGUCAAAUUUUGGAAUUAGCCAAUCACAAGUCGAGAUUAAGACAAUGAAAUUGCGCAUAAUUGUACGCAGUUCAAAAUACGUUGCGAACCAUUUUUCUAAAGGAUAUAAAUAAGGAUUUAGGACGUUUAAAAAUUAAGCUGAAAAAUGUUUUGACAACGGAUUGCUCAAAAUUUCUUUACUUUUGGCUUUGAUUCCGGCCAACCCAGACGUUGUCAAAACAUUUUUCAGCUUGAUUUAUUAUUAUACAACGUCACGAUUCUUUAUUUACAUCCUUUAUAAAAAUGGUUCGCUGGGUCUGAGUACAAUUAUGCGCAAUUUGAUUGUUUUAGAUCUCGACUUGAGAUUAGCUUAUUUAAAAAUUUGUCUCAAAAUUUUGUCAGGGUUGCCUCGGUUCGUGUGGUCCCACUGUAAUUAUGAAAUAAAAUUCUGGCAAGUAAAAAUACAAAGCAACAUAUUCCAAAAAAAAAGAGAAAAAAACAAACAAACAAACUUGAUUCUGUGCCCCAGAGCGGGACAUGAACUCACGUCUCUCUCUGCUCAGCUAACUGGUCAGGUAUGCUUACUACUAAACACGCUGGUUACGCCACAGCGUAAAACCCACCAGUGUCUACUGUAAAAUGAUACUAAGACUAGCGUGAGAAAAUUAAUUUUGAUUACAUUUAUUUCAGGAAUUCCAGCGGUCAUUGUGGGCAUUACAGCUGCCAUAAAGCCCUCUACGUAUGACAUGGAAGCACCAUUGAAGGAAGUCAUAUGUGGACCGUUUAAGUUUACUGGACGUCCUGAGAAAGAAAGGUAAUCAACCAUGUUAUAUCUUUUCUUCAAUUUUUCUCCGAUAACCUCUUCCUCUCUCUUUCGUUGUAUAAUUGUAUAUUUUUUUCGUAGAUGUUGGCUCAAUGGAAGUACGUGGAUUUACAAAGGGCCAGUCUUGUUUUUUCUGUUGGUAAGAAUUGUAAAUAACGUCAUUUCUACUAUAAAUAAAGAUUAAUAUAUAGAUUUAGCCAGGGCUAAAAGCGAGGCUCCCAUUAAUAAGUUUAUAAUUUAAAUCAAACAAUUAACUUGUAUUUCACAAUUCAGUUAACAUUAGAGCACAUUCGCUUGACUUUUCAGGGAAAGGCUAAGUGAUUUUACAAAAAAUAAUUUGCAAACAGCCCAAGAGUGAAACAAAUCUCACAUCGAGUUGAUAACCUCAUAAGUACACCCAAAAACCGGCGAGCAUCUUCGAUCACAUUUAUUAAGAGCCACAAUGGCUCUUGAUCACCGUAGAUUAAUUAAGCCUGGAAAAAAAAAUUCCGGCCGAAUUUUUUGCGUUCGACAAGUUUACUUUACAAAAUCUUGCCAACCAAUCUGGGCGCGUGUAAACCAACCUUUUAUAUCAUUUAUACAUCACAUCUGAGCUGUAACAGUACUAUGAGGCACUGUUUUUAUCAUACAGACCUCGGACAACAGAAUGCAGUAUUUCACAAUAUUGCGAUACAAAUUGCUAUUCAGGACGUUCGAAGCACGCGUGGGCUUUAGCCGUAAACAGUUGAAAAAUUUUUCAAAAUCAUCUAUACGGCUAGCCGGUUCUGACUUUUACAGUGCUAGCAUUGGCGAGUGUUUGAAUGAACAUUAACAGGGUUACGCUCCAACAUAACAAAGAAUUUAUUAUGUUUAUUUUUUAUUUUAAAAUGGUUUAACGCGCGGCAUUUUGAGUACUCCGGGAAGCGUUGUUUACUAAACGACUGAAAACAAUCGGCACAACGAUGGAUCGAUUGAAAUUACAAGAGAGAGUACUAACAAUCAAUAAAAGAAAUAUAUUUCGGUGAAACAUAUACAGAGACGACAAUUUUCAUUCAGGAAGACAAGUAUUAAAGUGUCUCUAAAAAUCCUGAGUCUUCGAGCUUAAAGCUGAAGUUUAUGUUUUAAGCCGGCUUCCCGGUGUUUGCUUUUUUCAAAGACGAACUCGAGGCAUGAAUAUCGCUCAAACCUUUCUUUUACAGCCAGAAUUAUAACUAAAUAUUCUUUGAAACGUUUUCUUUCUAUUUGGGGUGGGAAACUGUAAGCUUAUAACAAACCUGAUACUCGGUCAGAUCAUUGUCUCAAAUCUUACAAACGUGCGUAAACAAAAUAGCCGCAUAAACUACGCUCGACUUCAUUAAAUUAGGAAUAAAAAACAAACAUCAAAUACAAUAAUUACUUAGGCUUACCACUCGAGAUGCCGCUCCUGAAAGGUAUCAAGUAAGGCCAGUAUCGCUUCAGACUUUGCAACCCUCUUACGCAUUAAGCAAGGUGAAAACGAAAACGAUGCCAUCCGUAAUCGGUUUCCGACUUUGACUCAACCAAAAACCCAAUAAACAAACUAGCCAUGGAUAACAGAAGACUCCUGAUAGCAGCUGAAUUUCAUUUUGUACAUCCAGUGGAAAAAGAAAGUUAAAAACAUCUCAAGUUGACACAAAACUCUGUCAGCUUCAGCUGUCAAAGUAAACAAGAUUCAAGAUGCUGCAUAAAUUUUCCGCAUGAACUCACCUGUCAAAUUUUGACCAAUCAGAGCAUAAAAAUUGGACUUAGAGCGUGACCAACGCGUGAACAUGGCGAGAAAAGUCAAAAGCAACUGUCUUGCCUGCCUGUAGCAGCUGGCUGAAUUUUCGCGUCCGAGGUCAGUUUGAAAUCAAAAUUUUAAUUGUGCGGCACAUAAACACAACAUAUUUCAUAUGAAAAAAAUUAAAUUUGAGCCUGCGAUCAUUUGAAAACCAGUACCUCGUCACCGGAUAACUUCAAAAAAACACUUGACCUCGAUGGGUCAACACCUGAGCCCGCGAUACAGUCAAGUGAUACUGGUCAGCGGAUACCUUGUUUUGACAGCUGUCAAUGGAUCACAGCAUUGAUGUCCAAUAUGUGUAUCAGUUUGCUUGUGUCCGAUCCCAAACUAGCUAGAAAGUAUGAGACUGAACAUUGAUCGCGAUCUACUAAAAUAAUUAACUGGUCAGCGGACAGCUUCCAAAUAAAUCACGUCACCUCAAUGAGUUGACACAUGAGCCCGCGAUAUGGUCAUGGGAUACUGGUCAGUGGCUAUCCUGUUUUGACAGCUGUCAUUGACCAUAUUGUGAAUGUCCAAUGUAAAAGAUGUGGACUUGACAAGACACGCCUGAGACACCCCUCCCUUCCUUUUGAUAGUCUUCCCUACCCCACCCGUACAAUCCGUAUACGCGUACGUACGUACAUACGUACGUACGCUCGGUCAAUCACGUGACAACCAAACGAAAAGAAGUUGACCAUAAUCCAUGAGUAUGGGGCUCUGUCCCAUGCGCGCUUCGCGCGCGUGCGAGCCCCGCUAUAAACACUUACUCGUUUAAAAUACAAUUAAGACUUAAGGACUUAUAUAGGGCAAGCACGCGCGCUAUGUUAUAAUACUGAAUUUAUCACUAAAUAAAUCGAACCCGCUUUACGGACACCCGCCUAAUAAGAGCAGUUUUCCUUAUCCCUGAAGAAAGCCCUCACAAUUUCUCUAAAUUGAACCAGCUUAAUUAGCCAUUUCGGAGUUGCGUAGGGAAAUGAGGCGAGUUUCAAAUUAAACUAAUCGAUAAACUAACACCAUCAUAUAAAAGGUCAUGUUGAGAUUGGUCAUUUGACCAAGUUUGGUGCUCUAAAGUUGAACAGGGCUCAAGUUAUGACUUUUGAAACGUGGUUAAAGAUCCAUACAAACGUCUAUAAUUUUGUGACAGAGUCCCCCAAAACCAUAUAAACUCUUUCAAAGUUUUCAGUUUUUCUUUUAAACUGCAACAUUCGUCAUGCAUCUACUACUUGGAAGGAACUAAUUCGAAAAUCACUGUGUUUGCCCAUUUUUAGGAAUAUCACAGAAAUCGUGAAAAAAAAUUAAGAGUUUAUAUGGUUUUGGGCGACGCUGUCACAAAAUUACAGAGGUUUGUAUGGCUCUUUAACCAUGUUUCAAGAGUCAUAACUUGAUCCCUGUUCAACCUUAGAGCACCGGACUUAGUCAAAUCACCAAUCUCAACAUGACCUUUUAUAUGAUGGUGUCAGUUUAUCGAUUAGUUUAAAUUUGAAACUCGACCUAGUUCCCUACGCAACUCCGAAAUGGCCUAUACGGACACUUGUCUCUUGCCCAAUCAACGAAUUCCAAGGAAAGUCAACCUCGCUAAUGCAAUAAGUGUGUGCUGUAAUUAAACUUUUCUUUUGGAAGGUAAAAUAUACCCUUUGGUGACAGCUUGCUGAUGUUCCAACGCUAAAGUCUACCGUAUAGAAUCGAUUUUAGACGUCAAUUACAGACUACUUUGCUACUAAACGAGUUAUGCAGAGAACGGUGAUAGGACUUUCCUUUACAAAUAGGCAAGCUUUCAAAUACAAGAAAAAUAGGACAGCUGAUCUGCACUAAUCAAAUGCCAGAAAAUACAAUAGGUAAUGCAAACUAGCCAAUCAGCACAAAGUCCCUGUGACAACGCGUCAAAAAAAGUCUCGUUAGCUGAUGGCGGUUCGUCGGCGAACGCUCUUUGCUUCUUGUAGCAGUGAACGUCGUUUUGUUUGGAUGCGGUUUUGUUUUGGCAUUUGUCCUGGCCAUUAAAAAGGAAAAUGUAUGAUCGAACUGAUGAAAGUUUGUAAUGGAAACAUUCAACGAUUCUUGAACAUGUACUGAAGCACUGAAACUUUGGACAACAAUAAAAAACACUGAUAUAGUUGCGUUUAGAUGUUAGCAUUACAAAACAAGCGGACAAAGUCUAUGGAAAUCGUUUGAGGUAAUGAAUGAAAUGUUUAUUUUCAAUAGUUUUGGUGUUUUUGUUUCAACUACAAAUGGACGGGUUCGAAUGUACAGUAUUUCGUGUCUGUGACACGCUAAAAAAUCUGGAUUAACUAACUAGCUAUAUAAUUGAUAAGUAAGAAGACUACAUGCUUGUCUAAUUUGAAACUAAUUGAAUUCAAAAAAUUUCUCUGACAGACAAAUUUUUUGGCUGUCCUCGGAAUUUUUUUCAUCCAGUUAUUUCCAAAUUGGAUAGCACGUACUCCUACUACAUAUGAAAAUGACAUUAAUAGGGACAGCCCGUUGAAACAAACACUUUCAAUGGCCCCUCCGUAUUAACCGGGCUAGACUAUUUUUUUCGUAAAAAUAUUCUUUUCUCUCUAAACAGGUAAACAUGGGGAUGUUUCUGAUACUUUUGCGAGUUAUUUUUGGAAAACUGUCCAAUAAAUACAACAAAGAGCACGUUAAGUUUGCAAGGUGCUAA